UAUUGGUGUCUAUAGGGGACUACCGGUGCAUAUAUGGCAAAUCUGCCCGCUUCUGCUUAUGGUGCUUAUCCUACCGCUACUGUCUUACCGGGUCUGAUGUCAGCCGCUGAUCACUUGACGACAAACUAUGGUGUAGUUCCUACUCCUACUCUCAUUGCCUCUCACAAAACUCAGCGCACAGACCGUCUCGAGGUUUGCCGUGAAUUUCAAAGAGGCAAUUGCAAGCGCCCCGAGUCUGAGUGCCGGUUCGCACACCCGCCCGAUCACCUGCAAGUGGACGCUAGCGAUGGUGUCGUAACGGUGUGUAUGGAUUUCGUGAAAGGCCGCUGUUCUCGUGACCAGUGCCGUUAUUUGCACCCCCCGCCGCACCUUCAGGCACAGCUUAAACUCGCCCACAACCGGCCAAACUCCGCUGCUCUGGUAGGACUGCUCGGCCACUAUAUGCCGGCCAAUUGUGCCAAUACUACUCUCUUCAUGCAUUUGUUGCAAUUACUGCGCCUAUACUUUUCAAAAAUGUACUUCUUUUGCCACCACUUCCUAAUCAUCGGUAUCUCUAUUGUAUUGCAGGCAAACCUCAUCCCCUGUCCAUCCGUUUAUGUACUCAUAAUCCUCUAUGACUGCAAUUAA
Molecule: messenger RNA, 627 nt
Organism: Medioppia subpectinata
Lineage: Eukaryota; Metazoa; Arthropoda; Arachnida; Sarcoptiformes; Oppiidae
Source: the annotation of a GenBank genome assembly